This is a messenger RNA of Letharia lupina, 1410 nucleotides long. RefSeq lists its product as uncharacterized. Bases 1 to 1410 code for a protein of 469 amino acids. Gene Ontology annotation, molecular function: acyltransferase activity, transferring groups other than amino-acyl groups. The transcript has 4 exons. The record is from RefSeq and is a predicted model, not a curated record. Lineage: Eukaryota; Fungi; Ascomycota; Lecanoromycetes; Lecanorales; Parmeliaceae.
AUGUGCCAGACCUUCUACUUCGAGCACGACGACUGCACCUGCAUCUACAUCCCAGCCAAUUUCACCCCUUGCGCCGCCUACUCUCUGGCUCAUGCAGAAGGCAAAUCCGAACCACCUAACCCCUUUGCCGAUCCGGAAGACCCUCCCACAGAGCCCGACCCCUUCGCCGACCCGGAAGACCCCUUCGCUGACCCGGUCCCGGAAGCAAAUCCCUUAGGCGUGGCUUCCAGACCCAAGCUUCUGACACAGGCGUACGGAGGCCUCGAUUUCACCUAUGACGAUGUCGACUUCGUGAGCGUGGAUGUCAGUGGUGCGAGGGCGCCGAAGGGCCUGGAAUGUUCAGAGGGGUUUGCGCCAAGGCUGGCUCAUCGGGCUGAGGGUGGAUUUGUGGUGUGCGCGCUCUGUGAUAGGCCUGAUGUGUUGGAGUUGGUGGGGUGGAUGGGGAUGGGGAAGGACGAGCACAAGCACAAGGACGUGGACAUGGACAUGGACAUGGGAAAGGACAAGGACAUGGACCUGGGAAAGUACAAUGGGAAAGAGGAGGAGGAGGAGAGAAAGGGAAAAGAGAAGGAGAAGGGCAAGCCGAAGGAAAAGGGUAUCCGCCAUAAGACCGCGCUCGUCAGAGCAGCGGUUGUGAAGUCGUUCAAAGUUGCCGUCGGCUUUAGGGCGCCGAAGCCGGGAGACAGCUCUGCGGAUUAUUCGGCGAUCGGGGAAGGAGAAAGCUCGUCGUCGACGAGGCCCGCUCGCCCAAACUACAGCAUUCCAUAUGCAACGCCCGCCGAUUUGCCUGAUAUUAUCGCUAUCUUUCACGCGGCAUUCGCCGCAGACCCUUUCGUUGGUCAGUUCAUGAUCAAUGUUCCACCAGAAGUCAAAUUGACCUAUGACAUGCACUGCUAUGGACAUGAAUUCGAGAUGAGCGAGCUCAACGGGCUAAAAUUGAGGAAAAUCGUUGAUGGGGAUGGAAAGACGCUAGCUUUCGCAAAAUGGCAGUACCCCUAUACUUUGACGGCGGAGCAAAAGUCGAGAAAAGUACAGCUUGACGAACUCCAAGAGCUGGAGCAUCCACUCCCGAAGGGAACCAAUAGAGAACUUUACCAUGUCUUCUUUGCGGCGCUGAGAGAGAAGAAAGCCAAGUGGAUGGAUGAGAGCAAGGACUACCUUCUCCACACCCUCGGUGUCUCACCCGCCCAUCAGCGCAAAGGUCUUGGUGCUAUGCUCAUCGGCGAAGGCCUUGCGGAUGCAGACAGAAACAACGCACGGACAUACAUUGAAGCUUCGCCCGCGGGAUAUGACCUUUAUCUACGCCAUGGCUGGAAGCAGGUCGAUAAGAUUGUGAUCGACAUCAGCAAGUAUGGCGGGCAUGGAGUGGCGACCGAGAAGCUGCUUUUGAGGGAGCCGGGCGGCAACUAG